Messenger RNA from Micropterus salmoides (largemouth bass), 1622 nucleotides. RefSeq lists its product as uncharacterized. NCBI's taxonomy places the organism in Eukaryota, Metazoa, Chordata, Actinopteri, Centrarchiformes, Centrarchidae. Bases 59 to 976 code for a protein of 305 amino acids. The record is from RefSeq and is a predicted model, not a curated record. The transcript is spliced from 2 exons.
UGGUGCAGGAGGCUGGGGCCAAAAAAUAGCCUAUACACACUGUCAACCUCAGCAGAAGAUGUUGUGCUUUCCUCGCUCAGGGCAAACAAUGGCAUUAGCCUGGAUGCUAUCGGUAUUAGCAAUCGUUUUCUUUCUUUUUGGCACUUGCGUUAAAGGAAAAUUAGUCUCUGCAAAUCCGGAAAAGUCCGCUAAUUUGACCGCUAUUGAGAAAUGCACAGAUGGCGAGGAAUUCAGACUGAUGACACAUGACAUGACUCUAACUGUGGCGAGUCUUGUUGGAGGGGUUUGGACGCCAGAAAGUGGUUACAACGGCAGGAUAAAACACCACUCAGAGUUUAGCGUCAUCUUAACUCCUGUAAACUACAACGACAACGGAAUCUAUGAGUUCACCUGCGGCAGCCGCGUUGUUACUGUCAUCGAGCUGGAGGUCAUUACAACCUGUGACGUUUCUGUGACAGAGGGAGACACAGUCACGCUUCCCUGCCAUUCAUUUACUGCAGGUGGAUCUGCGAAGGUUAUAAGAUGGGAAAAAGACGGAGAGCUUGUGAUUGAGCUGGACCCCUCCUCUGAGGAGAUCAGAUAUGCGGCUAAAUUUGAGAGAAGAGUGUCUGUGUCACCUGAUUGGCAUUUAAAGGGGGACACCUCGCUGACUUUUGAGCGGGUUGAGUCUGAUGACCAAGGAGAUUUCGUCUGCCACGCCCAAGAUAAAGAUGGAAAGAGAAAGCCUUUUGCUGUGAGAAUGAGGGUUAAGAAGUGUAACCUGGAUCAGACCACCUCCAAACCACCGCCUUUAUCUCUGACACAAAACAAGAUGGGAGACUGGGCCAUUGCCAUUCUCGCAGUGGUGUGUUUGAUUGUAGGCAUACUUUUAGAUGCUGGGUUUCGUUGGUUGCUAAACUACUGCAGAUCAAAUAGACCCGCAAAAGAUGUGGAGAUGGACCCUCGCCCUGUUGCUUUGCUGAACGCAAACAGUUAAUUUGCAUUUUAAAGUGUUACAACUGAUGAAUAGCCUAUUGGUUGUGCCUCCUGUAUUUUUUCCUACUUGUUUACUUUGUUUAGCUGUGUUGCCAUUUUUUUCUGAAGUCUGUGUGAGUAUCUUCUUUACCAAAAAAGCACAUUCUGGAUUUUGAAAUGUGAUCAUCUUUUGUUCACGAUUUCUUGUGUCUUCUGUGAGGUGGAGUGAAGGAGCCGAGUCACCUGUUUACAGAACAUCUAACAACAAAAUGAAUUAGCCUAUUUUUUCUCUCAAAAAAUUAAUUAAACGGGUAAUGGAAUAAAAAGCUGCAAGGUUGUAAAACUUAAUUUAAAACAAAGUUGUGCUACACUGUUAUUUCGUUGUAAUCUAAGUGUUUUUGUUAAUGUUCAGUCCUGGCCACCGGUAGUCCUAACGACUGUAACGUUGUUUUUAAACAGCAAGAAAAUGUCCUAAUUUAAUUUUUUCUUUUCUUUCCAGGGAAGUUAAAUUGUCUUAUGCUCUCCCAAAUUACCUGAUGUCCCAAUAUAUCUGAAUUCACCCUAAUGACACCCUAAACACAAUUUUUCACCUCUUUAAAUGAAAAUGUUCAUUACCUCUGAAAUACAUUUUUAAAUGGACGCUCAUUUUAUAUGUGAUUUGUUUUUUU